UGCUGCUCUAGCAGGACCAAAACUUGCUGGCUGGCAACACUACUGCGAAUUGUUGUUAAUAUCCAGUUAUGUCUUCUGGAUUUGUCAUUGACGAUGAACUAGAAAUUGAAUACUCUCCCAGUAAAUGGGUGACCAGAGAAAUUCCACAUGAGGAUGUUGUAUCCUUGUUUUUUAAGAGAGGGUUUGAUGUGCGAGAACGAUUAUUACAAAAAUAUGAUUGUGAGCUAAAUGUGGUGUAUGGCGGCGGCAAAAGUACCAAAUUGGACAUUUAUUUUCCUGAUAAUUGUGAUCGAAAAUGUUCAGACUUAUUGAUUUUUGUUCAUGGUGGUUAUUGGCAGGAAGGAAGCAAAGAAAUGUAUGCAUUUCUUGGAGAACAUUUUAACACACUUGGGUGUAUUUUGGUUAUGCUUGGAUAUGAUUUUGCUCCACAUGCAUCCAUGGAUGAAAUGGUGAAACAGAUUGAAAAUGGGUUUAUGUUUACAGCAAGCAUGUUUCCUUCUUCCAGGAUAUUUCUGACUGGUCAUUCAGCUGGGGCACAUUUGGUAUCAAUGUUGAUGACGGCAAACUUUAACAAUGGCAAUUCAUUAUUAGAAAGGAUUAAAGGUCUUUGUUUAGUAAGUGGAAUUUUUGAUUUGCAACCAAUUUUGUCAACUUCUGUGAACCUGGUCAUAGGAAUGGACAGGGAAACUGCUUUGAGAAAUAGUCCAAUUAAUAAGAUCAAACCAGGAAGUUUAAAAAUACGAUGCAAUGUUCUUGUUGUUGUUGGAGAACAAGACUCACCUUCGUUUCAAGAACAAUCGAAGGUUUUUCAUGAUUUAUUGAAAGAAGAGCUUCCUCACUAUGAUGUUAAAUAUUUGAAAAUUCCUGAUGUGGACCACUUUAGUAUUAUGGAAAAAUGUGCAGAAGAGGAUUUUCUGCUAAACAAGGCACUUCGAUCGUUAGUCAAGGGAGAAUUACUUAUAAUUUAAAGCAAAAGGUAUAAAUGGAAAAAAGUAUAUUUUCGAUACGAUUGGAGUCUUAUAGCUUAAA
Molecule: messenger RNA, 1029 nt
Organism: Xenia sp. Carnegie-2017
Lineage: Eukaryota; Metazoa; Cnidaria; Anthozoa; Malacalcyonacea; Xeniidae
Product: kynurenine formamidase-like
Exons: 10
Coding region: 69-968 (299 amino acids)
Source: RefSeq, a predicted model, not a curated record